AAGUGACUGGUGAAGAUCCAACAAGGGCAGAUGGUCCACAAUCACCUGCUGACUGAGACAUGCAAUAACAUCAAGCCACGUCACUUUCGGCCACCAUCACAGUCGCACAGAGAUUCUCUGUCGUCGAAUAAAAAAUGAAAAAAAAAAAAUACAAUGCUUUACUCAGGACAUAGACAAACCCUCCUUCUCACUCCUCACACCCUCUCGUUGGCUUCUUCGCCCAAACAACAAACAGUGGUUGAGUUCUCGCCGCCGGGCAUUCGCCGGAAUCUGACGAAUUUUAUGGGCCUAUUUUAUGACCGGAAAGUGUAAACCCUAGAUUAGCUCACAAUAUACGUACUUUUGAGCUCUUGUUGUAUGAAUUGUACUUGUCAUCGACAGUACUUCACAGUUUCUGUUGUUGUAUUAAAGAUCUGAAGUUGGGAUUUGAGAGAAAAACAGAGUUAUGUAUGUGGUUCCUCCUCCGAAGCAGUCCGAUCCGAUAUCCGGAUACACUAGCGGCUCCGAUGGUUUCAGGAUUUACCAGACAUGGAAAGGCGGCAAUAUAUUUUUUCUUCAAGGAAGGUUUAUAUUUGGACCAGAUGUAAGGUCGCUGUUUCUCACCAUAUUUCUUAUUGUUGCUCCAGUCACAGUUUUCUGUGUCUUUGUUGCUAGAAAACUGAUGGACAAAUUUUCUCACCACUUGGGAAUAUCAAUAAUGGUUGUGGCUAUUGCAUUCACAUUCUACAUUUUAGUUGUCCUCCUGCUAACUUCUGGAAGAGAUCCUGGUAUAAUUCCUCGUAAUGCACACCCUCCAGAACCAGAAGGCUAUGAUGGAACUACAGAAGGUGGUGGCCAUACACCCCAGUUACGCCUUCCUCGCAUUAAAGAAGUAGAGGUCAAUGGGAUUACCGUGAAAAUCAAGUAUUGUGAUACAUGCAUGCUUUAUAGACCUCCCCGCUGCUCACACUGUUCAAUUUGCAAUAAUUGUGUUGAACGAUUUGACCACCACUGCCCUUGGGUAGGACAGUGUGUUGGGCUGCGGAAUUAUCGAUACUUCUUUAUGUUUGUCUUCUCGACGACACUUCUUUGUAUAUAUGUUUUUAGUUUCUGCUGGGUGUACAUCAAGAAGAUCAUGGAUUCAGAGGAGACAACAAUAUGGAAAGCAAUGAUCAAGACCCCUGCCUCCAUUAUUCUAAUAAUUUACACCUUCAUAUCAGUGUGGUUUGUUGGUGGCCUAACUGUCUUCCAUUUAUAUCUCAUCAGUACAAACCAGACUACUUAUGAGAAUUUCAGAUAUGGAUAUGAUCGGCGAGCCAACCCUUUUAACAAAGGAGUGGUGCAGAACUUGAUGGAGAUAUUUUGCAGCAGUAUCCCUCCAUCCAAGAACAAUUUCAGCGCAAAGGUGCCAAGGGAACCUGGAUUUCCGGUUCGAUCAACAGGUGGUGGUUUUGUUAGCCCAAACAUGGGGAAGGCCGUUGAUGACAUAGAAAUGGGUAGAAAAGGCGUGUGGGGAGAUGUCGGGUGUGGGAUAGAUCAUUGUGAAGGGCAACUUAGCAACAAUGAUGGUACAAACGAUAAAGAUGGCGGAUUAAGUGAAAAGUCCCCAGAUAUAAGGACUACAGUAGAUGAGAGGGACCGUGCUGGAGUAUAUCCCAGGCACUCCAGCUGGGGAAGAAAAAGUGAAAGCUGGGAGACGUCGGCUGAAGUUGUUGCUCCAGCAUCUAGAGUGGGGUAAACAAAGGGAGCGGUAGUAGCAGCGUGAUGAUGUCCGGAGCUAGGUAACCAACCAAAGCUGUGACUUUUCAACUUCAACAAUAUUUGUGUGCAUUACGGCUCAACACAGUGCGAAGUGUUGGUUUGGCCAUUUUGGUUUAUGAAGGAAUAGCACGGUUGUGUGAUUGUCUUCAUUUCUGGGUUUUGUAUUGCAUUCGUGAAAUUUGUUGGUGUUAAAUUGUAGUGUGUACGCUGAAGCCCCAUAUCUUUGUUGUUCCUGGUGGUGUUGGGAUUGGGUUGGGCUUUGUGUUUGGUUUUGUCCAAGUUGACCAAACUCACAUGCAUUACACGUGA
This is a messenger RNA of Cornus florida, 2049 nucleotides long. RefSeq names its product probable protein S-acyltransferase 7. Bases 446 to 1717 code for a protein of 423 amino acids. The record is from RefSeq and is a predicted model, not a curated record. Gene Ontology annotation, cellular component: Golgi apparatus; endoplasmic reticulum. Gene Ontology annotation, biological process: protein targeting to membrane; peptidyl-L-cysteine S-palmitoylation. The transcript is spliced from 5 exons. Lineage: Eukaryota; Viridiplantae; Streptophyta; Magnoliopsida; Cornales; Cornaceae. Gene Ontology annotation, molecular function: protein-cysteine S-palmitoyltransferase activity.